UGUAUAAUUUGCACAGCCCAUUGGCUUGUCUCGGGAUAUGGCAAAAUUAGUUUCAAGGCCAUAAUGCCAAUAUUUUACAAAAGGUUGACUUUUCAUUCUAGCGAGAAUCAUUUUCCAAAGCCAUUAGGUUCAGAAGCUUAAUCUGUGAAAAAAAUCUUCUGCAGAAUUUUUCUUUGAGAAAGAUUCUGCCGGGAAUGGUAUAAUGGCCAGGCCAUCCUAACCUCUUCCCACUCAGUUGCACUUUGCAAGUGACAGCUCAUUCCAUCAGAUUUGUGUCAUCUUUCAGGUUGCAAUUUCUUGCCACAGUGCAAGGAUCUCCCGGUUAAAAUUUGACCUUCACAGAACUCCAGGGAGUGAUGACAGCAGUGAUGAUGCAGUCGUUGGGAACCUCAACAAGUUUGCUGUGGUUCCCCCGGGUUACACAGGCAUGCCGAAGAAGGGGCAUCUCAUAUUUGAUGCGUGCUUUGAGUGUGGGAAUCUUGGAAGAGUGGAUUACAUAUCUGAGUACGAAUACGAUCUCUUCAUCCGUCCGGACACUUGCAAUCCUCGUUUCCGGGUCUGGUUUAACUUCACUGUUGAAAAUGUCAGAGCAGACCAGAGAGUCAUCUUCAACAUCGUCAAUUUCAGCAAGACGAAGAGCCUGUAUCGCGAGGGCAUGUCGCCUUUGGUCAAAUCGUCCAGCCGUCCCAAAUGGCAAAGAAUCCCUUCCAAAAAUGUUUACUACUACCGCUGCCCUGACCACCGGAAGAACUACGUUAUGUCGUUCCCCUUUGCUUUUGACAAAGAAGGUGACACGUACCAGUUUGCCUACUGCUAUCCGUACUCCUACACACGCCAUCAGACGUAUCUGGCAGCCAUCGAGAAAAGGAAGCUGAACUACUUGGACCGGGAGCUGCUGUGUCUUAGCGUGCAACAAAGAAGACUUGACCUGUUGACCAUCUCAGCACCAGAAAAUCUUGAGCCCGACGUCAAACAGCGUGUUGUGUUCAUAACAGCCAGGGUGCAUCCAGGAGAGACACCUGCAUCAUAUGUCUGUCAAGGACUGAUAGACUUUCUACUGAGUCAACACCCAAUAGCCAAAGUGCUGCGGGACCAUGUAGUGUUCAAGAUUGUGCCAAUGCUGAAUCCUGACGGAGUUUAUCUGGGCAACUACAGGUGUUCCCUGAUGGGCUUUGACCUGAACCGACACUGGCAUGAGCCAUCGCCCUGGGCACACCCAACUCUGCACGCCAACAAGCAUCUUCUCAUGGGCAUGAAUGCCAGCAGCAAAAUGGAUGUUGACUUCUAUGUUGACAUUCAUGCCCACUCCACACUGAUGAACGGUUUCAUGUACGGCAAUGUGUAUGACGACCCUGUGCGCUAUGAGAAACAAGCAGUCUUUCCUAGGCUGAUGUGUGCUAAUGCUGAAGACUUCUCAAUGAUGAACACAUCCUUCAACCGGGAUGCAAUGAAGGCGGGGACAGGGCGUCGGUUCCUGGGCGGCAUCCUGGACGAGAACUCACUGUGCUACACGCUGGAGGUGUCAUUCUUCUGCUAUUCCACCAACGGGGGCAGCACACUGGUGCCCUACGACGAGGAAGGAUACAUGAGACUGGGACGUAACCUGGCCAAGACCUUCUUGGACUACUACAAGUUGACUUCCCUAAUUCAGCCCAAGCCCACCGUCCUACCCCUCAACCACACCCAGCGACGGAAAGGGUCAUCCAAAGGUCACAGGGCAGAGGUCAGGCCACAGUCAGAGACUCGCCAAUACCAAUCCCUCAGGGCAGAUCAUGGGUACGACAGCCACAGCCUGAGCGCGCAGAGCAUGAACAGCAUGGCAGUGCAGUUCAGGUUACAGCACAGGGAUAUACACAGGAGGUAGAUGGGAAACCAGACAGGGAAGGCAGUAGACGCUUGAACAAGGCAAUAGUUCGGGAUUAUUGCCCCUGUACGGCAAGCAGUGUUCAGAUAGUAAAGAUAUAAGGGACCACCUUUGUGAAGGACAACUUUAAAGACUUUUCUUUGCACACAUUUGUAUUCCUCUACCGUAGGGUUGCUUCCUCCUCACUUUUAUCCAGAUUAACAAUUGCUGGUGACAUUCGGUGGCAAGACAUGAAUUUCAGCAUUCACCUUUUCUGAGCAUUGUGCAUUUGGACUUUACAUAUCCAAUUCCGUCCAAAGUUUGUUUUGUAUAGCAAGAUAUUGUACAGUUUUAUAGAAAAUCCACAGCCUUAACAUGAAGAACAGUUUUGGGGGUUUAUUUAUUUUUUAUUCCUGGAAGCCUUAAAGCAUUUUGCUGUGUACUUCGAAGUCUGUUUAUUAACAGUUACUUUUUUAAUUUGUUUUUUGGCAGCCUCAGUUUUGAUUCAUUUCUGGGGUGUAAAAAUUGAUUUGCUGGUUUGUGAAAGCUCUGGUGUUUUAUUGAUUGUGAGUUGAAAGUGGACUUGAGGAUAACACUGCAAGAGAGCAUUAACCCCAGCAGUGAGACGCCACCUUAUGCAGUGUGGCCUGUGAUACAUGUAUGUCACUUGGCUAGUAUGCCAACGCUCUCCCCACUGCAUUAGGAGACUCUUCAAACAAACCAACGUUUGCUGUGAAACAAAAAGCGUUUGCUCACUAACAGGUGCACGGAUGGCCGAGUCAGGCUGUCUGGCCUGGGUCAGUGAUACGGGGAGGUCAUCCGUUAUGGGUUGCGUCUGCUUCACCAGCUAGGUAUGCCUGAUAAACUUGUCUCACUGAUGGGGGGGGAGUUCAAGGUUUCGAGGUAGAGUGAUCUGUUUGACUAGCUCCAGCAAAAUGAGGAACAUGGUGAAAACGAAAAAUUCUAUAUGCUGGAUGGGCAUGAUUUGUAAUGUUUGGCAGUGCUUCCCCUGGGAUCAAAUAGCACUGAAUUUGUACACGUACAUGUACAUGUAUGUGUUACAAACAGAUCUGAGAUGAGCGAACAAAAAUCUAUUUUUUCAUGCAUUUGAUGCGGCAUUCUGAUGAGCGAUAAAGGAAUUAUUGACUGAUCUGAGUCAGUGGUGAAUAUUCAAAAUGGUGUUUACUCAAACAGCUUCCAUGACCUAUUGAAUAUUCCUCAUUUUGAUAGAGGGAACCACAUAGUUUGACAUUCCACCCCACACUUUGCUCGCUGUUUUUAUAGGCUAUAACAUGUUGUUUUGCUCUUGAUUUUUUUUCCCUGAAAGUCAGUUAGUGGAGACAGCCACUCGUAAAUUAGAUUAGCUGCAAGCCAGAAAUAUGUUUUUACAAGUGAGAAAGUGGUCAUCAAAACAACGGCAAGGUUUCAUUUCCUUAUACUCAAGGAGUGGGCGUUUAUGGUGAGACGGCCUUGGGCCAAUUUGUUGUUAUAAAAAAAAAUGAGCCCUUUGAAAAGUGUAGAAAUAUUUUUGUGGCAACAACAGGUUUUGAGCCAAAACAUCUAGUUAACAUUUUUGAGCUCUGGCAUUUUAGCCUGCGCAUUUGCAUUGAAAAAUGGCUGGCAAGAACUAGCUAGCCUGCAGCAUCUCAGCAGAGAGAGAGGAAAAACCCCCAGUUCCACGUGCAUGUGAACACCCAUCAGUAUUGGCAUUUGGCAGCGAGUUGUCAGUAGUAAGGUCUUGCUGUUCUGGCAGGAGAAAAACCACAGGGUGUUUCACCUUUGAGAAAGCCUCUACUAGGAUCACAACAUCAGACCCUCUGAUUUUUUUUGUAUAAUUCAGGUUACAGUAAUGAGAAAGCUGUUUAUAAACUAAUCUGAGUGGCUGCCGUAACUGCUGCGGCACGGUUAUCACUCGCACCUUCUUCAGCUUGACGUGCGCGCGCAUGCAUUUGGCAAAUCACGACACCCUGUCGUGAUUUGGCGGCGCAUGACAGGGGUAGCCAUAAUACUGCCCUGUCUCCUGCGACUACGGCUUCGAAAUUUGAUUAAAAGAGGCAGCGGUGGAUAGCUGUAGCCAGUGUUCAAUACUUGUGCAUGCCGUAGUCUCACAUGGAGAUGCUGCAUUGCAUGUUCCAACAUAAACUAUUGAAAAUAUUUCGUGUUUUCCUGAAGAUAUACCCCACAUCUAUUUUUGCAAUGGACGUUAGUAAUGACACGCAUGAUAAAGCCAGAAGUAGAAGAGUUUUUUAAGUGAUAUGGAGCCAUUGUAUGCAACAUUGUCAUUGGAAGCCAGUAUCCAUCCUUGACAUAACAUAACUGAUUUUUAUCGACACCAUUAAACCCUACUAAAUUCUGCACUAUUUGAAUAUCAACUGGACUUUUGGUUACAUAGUAAAUCACUGUGACAAAAAAAAAUCACAGCGACCCAGAUUUUUAAGUUUUAGAAUCUGGGCUUAAAAAGCCUUUCUGAGCUAAUGACCAUCAGGAUGACCUUCAGGUCAACGCUGGCGUCAUAAUUACGUGUUUCACAUUCUUGUGAAAACCCCGGUUUUACAGGAAGAGAGGGAAUAAAUGAAAUUUCACCACAGAUCAUUGACUAACAAAGCAAUCCAUCAGACGGCUUGUUUCCAUCACAAAAGCUCACUGGCAUUGCAGUGUCCGACCAUGAACAAUAAGCAAAACUAAGGCCAUGUCCGAAACGGGCUUCCAGAGCUACGGCUAGGUCUAUUGUCUAUGCAUCUUCACGCAUUUCCAAUGGAGGGAAGACUUAGACCUAGAUAAGAGAUUUGGAUGCAGCCUAAGUUGAAGAAGAAAAGAUACCGCUACGCGGUGUCUCCCGUCUAGGAGCAUUGUGAAACUGCAGUAAUGGCUUCUAAUUCUGGUUGCCAAAUUACACAACAGCAGUUUGUGUUGAACAUUUUGAAGGGAAGAAAAUUGGGAAAUGAAACUGACCCCCAGAUUUGCUGAGCCCAGAAAAGUCUUGUUUAAUAGCAUAAAAUAGCUUCCUGCAGUGAGAUAUCUUGCCUGUUAAUAGUUUCAACCAGUUUUUGCUUACUAACUUAAUUUUGUCUGUGUUGUCCAUUAAGCAGCUUGCUGAUAUAGGCUUUACUGAUGAAUACCAGUGAAGUUUGUAACAUAACAUGGAAAAAACAAAGAAAAAACAGGACAGAAAGCCAGGACAAAUAUUCUGGGACUUUUGUUUCAUGCUCCACAUUCUGUCAGUGCAAACAACAGAAUGUUGACGCCCCGCAUAAAUCACACAGUCCCUGUUGCCUGUGAUUCAUCUGGGCACUGUAGCCAACUGUCUGAGCCUAUUCUCAGCUGUGCACACUGUGGUUAUCGAUGCCGCACAGGCAGAUGUGUGAUAAAGUCUGCAGGAGUAAACUCAAUUUACUCCCCCUGAGUGUGACUGAUAGGUGAUAAUGGGGGCAGAUAGCAUGCCGAGCCAUGCCUAUGUUUCUCGGGGAGUGCGAGGCAAUGUCUGAAAUGGGCAGUGAUUGUAUUUUUGGCUAUGGCUGUCCACUGUGGUGCACAAAGGGCAAAAAAAGAAGCCAAAGUCAUAGCCAGUGCCAAGUAGAAAUUCAGUGUUUGUAGAGGAAAAAAGUAAAAGUUACCAGGCCCAAGCUGGGGAGUUAUCGAGCUCCAGAUUUCUUUAGAGAAAUUUCAUACCUUACUAGUGCGCAGUACCAGAGAGGUAUGUCCACUGAACGUACGGACAUCAACGAUUUCACUUUUCACUUGUGGAUGUUCAGACUUAAACUGAUAAAUUGUAAGUCCAUGGAAGUCUAUCAGAGUGUACAUGGUAUAUCACAAAACGGACACCAUGCUGCUCUCCAAGGUUUGCAAUCAGCUUUGGAACAAGAACUUUUUACUUUGAUUUUGUGGUUGCACUGUGAAAAAUUUGGGAAGCUUGCAACGGGUUGGUUCUCCUAAAACCAAAAAAUUGUCCAAUCUUGAUAGUUACAUGCACGUGCACAACUGAAAUUGUCGGUCUCUAGAGGGCCAAAGCCGAGUGCCCUCAAUUUACCGUAAGAAUAUGUAGUCAUAUUAUUUUACAGAUUCACUGAUGAUGCAGAGGUUAUGAGGUUUUCACUAUCAGAAUGAUAUGUAACUUCUAUUCUUUUUGCCUUGAUGAGGAUACCAAAGGAUGAGGAAAACUGACACCAAAGCUUGAUAGCACUUUUAUAUUUAUUUACCGUAAAGCAUUGCUAGAGUCAGCACAAAGGGUCAAGGUAGUUUUCUCUUUUUUUUUUCCAAGCUUUUUCUCAACAGUCAGGAAAACACUGAUUUA
This is a messenger RNA of Acanthaster planci (crown-of-thorns starfish), 6134 nucleotides long. RefSeq names its product cytosolic carboxypeptidase 6-like. The record is from RefSeq and is a predicted model, not a curated record. Lineage: Eukaryota; Metazoa; Echinodermata; Asteroidea; Valvatida; Acanthasteridae. Gene Ontology annotation, molecular function: metallocarboxypeptidase activity; zinc ion binding. Gene Ontology annotation, biological process: proteolysis.